This is a messenger RNA of Xylona heveae TC161, 2152 nucleotides long. RefSeq names its product chaperonin complex component, TCP-1 gamma subunit. The transcript has 6 exons. Gene Ontology annotation, molecular function: ATP binding; ATP-dependent protein folding chaperone; ATP hydrolysis activity. Lineage: Eukaryota; Fungi; Ascomycota; Xylonomycetes; Xylonales; Xylonaceae. Gene Ontology annotation, biological process: protein folding. The coding region runs from base 178 to 1800 and encodes 540 amino acids. Gene Ontology annotation, cellular component: chaperonin-containing T-complex. The record is from RefSeq and is a predicted model, not a curated record.
CGACGCGACUCUCGCAAGACGUAGACCGCCAACAGUGACACCGACUUGUUUCGAAGAGCUUCGGAAAGGUCCCGUUGAAUUGAUUCUAUUCUCAUUUUCAAGUUCUCUCGCCUUGGCUCUUGAGGCCGGGCAAUCCCUUUUCUACACAUCUAAAAUUUCACCAACUGCACCGUCACAAUGCAGGCUCCGGUAGUGGUUAUGAACACCCAGACGGGGGAAAGACAAACUGGCCGAAAGGCUCAGUUGUCGAACAUCACCGCUGCUAAGACCGUGGCAGAUGUAAUCCGAUCCUGUCUAGGCCCUAAGGCUAUGCUUAAGAUGCUUCUCGAUCCCAUGGGAGGCAUCGUUCUGACCAACGACGGUCACGCCAUCCUGCGAGAGAUAGAGGUUGCGCACCCUGCUGCCAAGAGUAUGAUCGAGUUGAGCAGAACGCAGGAUGAAGAAGUCGGCGAUGGCACCACUACGGUUAUCAUCUUGGCUGGAGAGAUCCUUGCACAAGCCCUUCCGCAGCUUGAACGAAACAUUCACCCUGUGGUUAUCAUCUCCGCCUUUAAGCGGGCCCUCUCAGACGCUCUCGCAAUCAUCGAAGAAGUUUCUCUGCCGGUCGACAUUAACGACGACAAGGCCAUGUAUUCGAUCAUCUCAUCUUCCAUCGGAACAAAAUUCGUCUCGAGGUGGUCGGAAUUGAUGUGCAGUUUGGCUCUGAAGGCAGUGCGGACAGUUUCCUUGGAGGCCGGUGGUGGCAAAAGAGAAGUCGAUCUCAAGCGUUACGCUCGUGUUGAGAAGAUUCCUGGCGGGGAGAUAGAGGAGAGCAGAGUCUUGGAUGGUGUCAUGCUCAACAAAGAUAUCACGCAUCCCAAGAUGAGGAGACGCAUAGAGAAUCCCAGGAUCGUCCUCUUGGAUUGCCCACUGGAGUACAAGAAGGGAGAGUCGCAAACAAACAUUGAAAUUACCAAGGAGGAUGACUGGAACCGGAUACUGCAGAUCGAGGAAGAGCAGGUCAAGCGCAUGACCGAUGCUAUUCUAGCAUUGAAACCUGAUUUGGUCAUCACGGAAAAAGGAGUCUCUGAUCUCGCUCAGCAUUUCUUGAUGAAGGCCAAUAUCACCGCGCUCCGUCGGGUUCGCAAGACUGACAACAACCGUAUUGCCCGUGCCACUGGCGCAACCAUUGUGAAUCGUGUCGAUGACAUCCAGGAGUCUGACGUCGGUACAAACUGCGGCCUCUUUGAGAUAGAAAAGAUUGGCGAUGAAUACUUUACUUUUAUCACAAAGUGUCGGGAGCCGAAAGCCUGCACCAUUUUGCUCAGAGGACCGUCGAAGGACAUUUUGAAUGAAAUUGAACGGAACUUGCAAGACGCCAUGUUCGUCGCUCGCAACGUGAUAUUCCACCCCCGCCUAUCGCCCGGUGGUGGUGCGACUGAAAUGGCUGUUUCAGUGCGAUUGGCACAGAUGGCGAAGGGGAUUGAAGGUGUGCAGCAGUGGCCGUACAAGGCUGUUGCGGAUGCAAUGGAGGUCAUUCCUCGUACUCUGAUUCAGAAUGCUGGAGGCAGUCCUGUCAGAGUUCUCACCCAACUCCGAGCGAAGCACGCAGAAGGUGCUCACACCUGGGGUUUGGACGGCGACAAGGGUGCGUUGGUGGAUAUGAAGGAGUAUGGCGUAUGGGAACCCGAGGCUGUGAAAUCACAGAGCAUCAAGACCGCUAUUGAGUCUGCUUGCUUACUCCUCCGAGUCGACGACAUUUGUGCGGCCAAAUCGGCUAAACAGGCUGGAGGUAACAUGGGAGGAGGCGCCGAGGAGUAGACCAACUCAUUAUGUACAAAAGCAGCAUUCUCAUUUGUAUCACUUGCGCAUGUUCCCUCUAGAUGAUCCAAACACUCUAGCAUUGCAUUUUUCGGGGAAAAUUGAAGGGAAAUUAAAGUCAAAUUCUUGUAAAUGAUGCCAUUCUUUGCUCAUUGAAAUUGUGUCUGGGGCAACGUUCAGUAGCUGGGUAUAUGCGAUUAUGAGACGUUAUUGAGCUUGGACAUUCGGAAAGAAAGAGUUUGAAUUGUAGGAUUCACGGUAGAUCACCAACGGAUUUGGAUUUUGAUAUGCUGAGAUGUAUGCAAAGGGAGAAGCACCUUCGGGUAUCCCGAAAAUAUAGAUCCAUUCGGAA